Rhipicephalus microplus (southern cattle tick) is the source of this 844-nucleotide messenger RNA. RefSeq lists its product as uncharacterized. Lineage: Eukaryota; Metazoa; Arthropoda; Arachnida; Ixodida; Ixodidae. The record is from RefSeq and is a predicted model, not a curated record.
CCUAGUUGCCGUUUGCACCCUCAUGGCAUGCAGCGUCUUCGCUGAAGACGCCGAUAAGAAAGAAAAGAAAGACAUCGAAGGACGAGGAGGCAUUCUAGGUGGUGGUCUCGGAGUCGGCGGCUACGGUGGGGGCGUAGGACCUGUUCUUGUUGGCGGUGGUCUCGGAGGCGGCGGUCUUGGUGUUGGCACAGGCUAUGGUGGAGUAGGUCUCACAGGUCCUGCGUUGGCCAAAACUGGGCUCAUUGGAAGCGCUGGCCUCGGAUAUGGUGGUCUCGGAUAUGGUGGUCUUGGAUAUGGUCGCCUCGGAUAUGGUGGUCUCGGCUAUGGAAGCGGUUAUGGUGGCCUUGGUUACGGUGGUCUGGUUACGGUGGUCUGGGUUACGGUGGUCUCGGCUAUGGAAGUGGUCUUGGCUACGGUGGCGGCUACCAGUCCGGCUACGGAUCUUCCAUUGGGGGCCAGCAGGGAGGAUACAAGGGCGGCGCUAGUGGACUCAACCAGGGUUUCGCCGGCUUCGAUGGUGGCGCUUCCUUCAGCAAAGUAAACUCGUACAACAACAAGCAGGGUUACAGUCACAGCUCGGGUUUUUCGGCGAGCGACAGCAAGAGUUUCGGCUCCGGACUCAAAAAGAGCUCCACCGCAUUCGGAAGCGGUGCAGGUGGACUCCAGGGGGAAUACGGCCAGUACAUCGUACGGACAAAGCGUAGGAACUGGCUACGGCAGUGGAUACCAUCGCUAAAGGUUGAGUCCUACGUCCUGCUUUGAAGCCCUACUUCGACGAUGCUUGUGUUCAAAUAUGGUUUCUCAUCAUUUUUCUCAACUGCCAAUAAAGCUUGUUGCCCCAAAA